Molecule: messenger RNA, 465 nt
Organism: Mus pahari (shrew mouse)
Lineage: Eukaryota; Metazoa; Chordata; Mammalia; Rodentia; Muridae
Product: exocrine gland-secreted peptide 1-like
Exons: 3
Coding region: 1-465 (154 amino acids)
Molecular function (GO): pheromone activity
Source: RefSeq, a predicted model, not a curated record
AUGGAACAAGCAAUUCCUGCUAAGACUAAGGACUAUGAAAGCAACUUCCACGUCAUGACUUCUUUACCAAUGAUGAUAUUUCUUGUAAUUCUGCUGCUUCCAUCCAUGCCCACGGAAGGCAGGGUUCUGACACAGACUCAAAAACCAUCCACUAUAUCUACUGACCACAAGACAAACCAGGAGACUUUCUUGGAUAAGACUGAAGACAAUGGAAAACCAGGAAAACCAAGCAUCAAAGAGGUCUAUGAUAUGGUCACCUGUGCCUUUAAUCAAGACAAAACAUUGCUUGAAGAUCAGUCCAAUUCUGAUCAACACAACUCAUAUCUGUCUCAAUUAAUGACGAACCUGGACAAAUGUGGUGCUCAGAAAUAUAAAGUGGCUGAAUACGUACCAGAGGAUGGCUUUGGUGGGCAUGAAUGGGGGGAGGGGCCCUUGAUCCUAAGAUGGCUCGAUAACCCAGUAUAG